Messenger RNA from Salmo salar (Atlantic salmon), 1217 nucleotides. RefSeq names its product heterochromatin-stabilizing protein CFDP1. Gene Ontology annotation, cellular component: Swr1 complex. NCBI's taxonomy places the organism in Eukaryota, Metazoa, Chordata, Actinopteri, Salmoniformes, Salmonidae. The record is from RefSeq and is a predicted model, not a curated record.
AUGACGGAUGACAACCUUAGUGAAGAUGAUGAAUGUGUGAAAGAGGAUGGUCUGGAAGGGGAAGACCAGCGUGGCCAACAGUCUGAUCAUGUCACCAAGAAGAAAAAGAAGAAAGGCCAACACAUUAGUAUGAGGAAAAGAAAGAAAGGAGGACUGAAGUUAGAGGAGACACUGCAUGAUGGCAGUGUGGAGGAUCAGAAAGUAGAGCAGGGGGAGGAGAGAGAGUUUUCUACUCCCAGGCCCAAGAAGGAGGAGGAUGAAGAGAAAAAGAAGAAGGCAGAUGAUUUGUGGGCCAGUUUUCUGAGUGAUGUUGGUCACAAAUCCAAGCCACCGCAGGCUACUACUAAACAGCAGGCUGCACCCACAGACAGUCCGAAGAAGCCCAUUUCGGCUCCAUCAGAACCUCAACAACCAGAGCCUAAAGAGCCCUCUUUAGUCACCAUCACUAAGGUGUUUGACUUUGCUGGGGAAGAGGUCUGGGGCCCUAAGUGACCACAUGGUUGUUUAGAUGGGGUGCUAGAAGCAAGUGCAGGGUUUAAGGAGGAAAGGGAGAAGAAACAGAAGAGUGAGAGGCAGAGGCAUAGCCUUGAAUAAAAAAUUACCACUUGGCAGGAGAUGGAGGGAAAGUAUUGUCAGAUUUUACAGAAUGUUGAUUCGUGUGUGUGUGUGUUUGUGAGUGUGUGUUAUACAGUGUGGGAGGGGAUUCUUGUACUACCAGCGAGGGACUCAACCAAAAGCAUUGGCUUGUAAACAGUGACCAGCCUAAGGGGUUUAUGAAACAUCAGCUGUGCUGUUUUUUGGAAAAACUGAUGUUUUUAUGUGAGUGUGUGUGUGUGAGAGAGAAAAUUAUAGGAGGGUGGGAAUUUGUUUAAAUGCCAGCCAACCCAUGGCUUCUUGUCUAUGUGUGUGUGUGUGUGUCCUUUUCUUGAGAAAUGUACAGAGUUACGUAACUUGAUGAUAUUUACUUAUGUUCGUUAGACUGCCACUAAUACAGUCCUGGGUUUAAGUAUCUGUCUGUCUUUUUCGGUCUCCUGUGUAUCCAAAGAGGUUGAUGCUGACUCCAAGGAGGCCAAGAGCUUUCUGAAGGCCAAGGAGGAGACACCAUAUGUACAGACUGUACCCAGAAGAUUUGAGCCCUCCUCCCUUGCCCCUGGACCGAGCAAACAUGUAUAGUGAGCAAUGGUGAUUGCCUACGGAGCUGUGAAGGGAACGGCACC